Anoplophora glabripennis (Asian longhorned beetle) is the source of this 653-nucleotide messenger RNA. RefSeq lists its product as uncharacterized. The coding region runs from base 11 to 376 and encodes 121 amino acids. The record is from RefSeq and is a predicted model, not a curated record. The transcript is spliced from 2 exons. NCBI's taxonomy places the organism in Eukaryota, Metazoa, Arthropoda, Insecta, Coleoptera, Cerambycidae.
CUUAAUUACAAUGAACUCCUUUGCUGUCGUUGCCCUUCUCGUCACCUUUGCUGUUGCAAAUGCUGGAAUACUUGCACCAGCAGCGGGAAUUCUGCAAGGACCCAGCAGCAGGACCACCCUCGUAGGACCAGAAGGAAGCGUGAUCUCCUCUGUAGCUCCAGGUGGGCAAGUCAUCACGGAGUCAUUGCCAGGAGCAGUAGCUUACUCAGCCCCAGUAGUGGUAGCUUCUCCAGUUGUGUCUGCUUACUCUGCUCCCGUGAUAGCUGGUGGAUUAGUCGGUGAACAGACCGUCGUCGCAGGACCUUCUGGAACUGUCGCCACUGGCAGAACUUUGGCCGCUCCCGCUGUAGCCGCUUAUGCCGCCCCAUUAUGGUAGAAGCUUUUGUAACUUGCGACUGACUGAUUUGGAAUUAAACUAAACGACUUAUUUAUUUCCGUCUCAACUGCAGAUGAUGUGCAUCUUAUGGAUUUCAAAGUUCGUACAUCUUUAAAAAAAUAACCAUUCUAAUGGUCUUAUAUAGGUCUAAAACACUGGAUUGCUCAAAUUAAUUCUAGAAAUUGUCUUUGAAUAAUUGAACAGUGACGUCUAGGCUAUAAGUUUGUCAUUAAUUAAUGCUCUUUUAGAUAAUAGUGUUCUAAGGGCAUAUUCUGAA